UCCUAUAAACCCGUUGACGUCACAGCGGUGCGACACUCAUCUUUGUCAGUGAACAAAAUGGCGUCUUACUGUUUGACUGUCACUAGGCUGCGGCUGGCCCUUGGAACCGGGGCAAGGCGCAUUCAUGUCACCGCAGCCUUCAGCGCCAAGGCCAAAGUGGCCAUGAGCCGCUUUGAGCCUGGCUCCAGCAUUAACUAUGGGAAGAUGCACGAGAACAUCAACAUUGUACGCAAGAGGCUCAACAGGCCUCUCACUCUGUCCGAGAAGAUUGUGUACGGUCACCUGGACGAUCCAGUCGGGCAGGAGAUCGACCGCGGCCGCACCUAUCUGCGCCUGCGUCCAGACCGUGUGGCUAUGCAGGAUGCUACAGCUCAGAUGGCAAUGCUUCAGUUCAUCAGCAGUGGUCUGCCCAAGGUGGCUGUGCCCUCCACCAUCCACUGUGAUCACCUGAUUGAGGCCCAGAUUGGAGGGGCUCAGGACCUGCAGAGGGCUAAGGAAGUGAACGAGGAAGUUUACAACUUCCUUUCAACUGCUGGAGCCAAAUAUGGAGUUGGCUUCUGGAAACCAGGCUCUGGGAUCAUCCAUCAGAUCAUCCUGGAGAACUAUGCCUAUCCUGGAGUGAUGCUGAUUGGUACAGACUCCCACACACCCAAUGGUGGUGGCCUGGGUAGCAUCUGUAUCGGAGUGGGUGGAGCUGAUGCUGUGGAUGUGAUGGCUGGAAUCCCUUGGGAGCUCAAGUGUCCCAAAGUGAUUGGAGUGAGGCUGACAGGCACCCUGUCUGGCUGGACCUCUCCAAAGGACGUCAUCCUGAAGGUGGCUGGCAUCCUGACUGUAAAGGGCGGCACUGGGGCCAUUGUGGAGUAUCACGGGCCUGGAGUUGAUUCCAUCUCCUGCACUGGAAUGGCCACCAUCUGUAACAUGGGUGCUGAGAUUGGAGCAACCACGUCCAUUUUCCCAUACAACCAUCGCAUGAAGACGUACCUGGAGAAAACUGGCCGUGGGGAGAUCGCCUCUUUGGCUGAUCAGUUCAAGGAUGACUUGGUCCCAGAUAAAGGCUGUGAAUACGACCAGACCAUUGAGAUUAACCUGAGUGAGCUGAAGCCCCACAUCAACGGACCUUUCACCCCGGACCUGGCCCACCCUGUGUCUGAGAUCGGGGCUAUUGCUCAGAAGAGCGGCUGGCCCCUGGAGGUUAAAGUUGGUCUGAUUGGCAGCUGCACCAACUCGAGCUACGAGGACAUGGGCAGAGCGGCCUCUCUGGCCAAGCAGGCUCUGGAUAAAGGUCUGAAGUGCAAGGCCCAGUUCACAGUCACCCCUGGUUCUGAACAGAUCCGUGCCACCAUCGAGAGGGACGGAUAUGCCAAGAUCCUGAGUGAUGUUGGUGGAAUUGUACUCGCCAAUGCUUGUGGACCCUGCAUUGGACAGUGGGACAGGAAGGACGUGAAAAAAGGAGAGAAGAAUACCAUCGUCACUUCCUUCAACAGGAACUUCACUGCCAGGAAUGAUGCUAACCCCGCUACUCAUGCUUUUGUCACCUCUCCUGAGAUUGUCACUGCCUUGGCCAUUGCCGGAACCCUCAACUUCAACCCCGAGACGGACUACCUGACUGCUCCUAAUGGAGAGAAGUUCAAGCUGGAGCCCCCCACUGGUGACGAGCUCCCCUCCAAAGACUUCGACCCGGGACAGGACACCUACCAGCAUCCUCCUGCUGAGGGCGGCUCAGUUAAGGUGAACGUGAGCCCAUCCAGCAACCGUCUGCAGCUGCUGGAGCCCUUUGACAAAUGGCACGGAAAAGACCUGGAAGACAUGAGGGUCCUCAUCAAGGUGAAGGGAAAGUGCACCACUGACCACAUCAGUGCUGCCGGGCCCUGGCUGAAAUUCCGUGGUCACCUUGACAACAUCUCCAACAAUCUGCUGAUUGGUGCCGUUAACAUUGAGAACGAUGCUGUGAACAAGGUCAAGAACCAGCUGACUGGGGAGUACGGAGGUGUGCCCGAUGUGGCCCGCCAAUACAAGGCCAGUGGAGUGAACUGGGUGGUGGUUGGAGAUGAGAACUAUGGAGAAGGAUCCAGCAGGGAGCAUGCUGCCCUGGAGCCAAGGCACCUGGGAGGACGCGCCAUCAUCGUCAAGAGCUUUGCCAGAAUCCACGAGACUAACCUGAAGAAACAGGGCCUGCUGCCUCUGACUUUUGCCGACCCCAGUGACUACGACAAAAUUCUCCCAGAUGACAAAAUUUCAAUCACCGGGCUGAAAUCCUUUGUCCCCGGCAAGCCCCUGACAGCAGUGAUCAAGCACGGAGAUGGCAGCCAGACUUCCAUCUCUCUAAACCACACCUUCAAUGAGACACAGAUCGAGUGGUUCAAGGCCGGCUCCGCCCUCAACAGGAUGAAGGAGCUUCAGUAAUUGGUGGAGAGAAGGGAGGCGGGGCCCGUAGGGGGCCAUCGAGGGGGCCUUGGCGUGGGUUAAGAAGGGGAGAAAUGUGGGCCUAGAGUGGGGCUUCGCAAAGAGGAAGAGACGGCGUUAACGGUAGAUUGUAACCAGAUUUGGUUUAGGGACAGCUGUAGUCAUGCUCAGUUAAAGAAAGAACACACACACGCACGCACACAAACACACACACACACAAGGUCGCUGUACAGAUGAAAAGCGCACACACACACACAAACACGGAGGCACGUAAACACGCACAGACAGGAUUACUGUGAAAGCACUUCCCGGUUGAAAGACAGAAUUACACAAACGCACAUAACCGCAGCCACGUCUGUGUGAGAAGCGUAGCAAUGUGUCUCUGUUUUAGGCAGCGUCGCUCAUACUGGCAGCACUCCUCUGUUUAAAAUCUGAUUUGUCAAGCGUUUUUGUUCAUCGAGUGUAACCCCGUAGUUGGUUUCAUACACAAACGCUCAUCUCUGUCCAUCGAAGGGAGUUGUAAAAUUUUUGAUAUAUUUAUGACAGAUCGGUAUCACCACUGUAUAUCUAUAAAAAGGAAGUUGUUCAGUUUCACCAAAAAUCACUCUAAGCUCACCUCUAUCAAAACAGGUUGCAUUAACAUAACGGUAUUAUUUAUAAUCAACCACACGGUAUACCAUCUUUAAUGACUGUACCUAGCAGUAUACAAACCUGAUUCAGACCCUGAAUCAGUAAAGUUAGAUCUAGAUAAAGAUAUACAAGAAAAAAAAAACUGUAAAGCAGUGAAGUGUGAACAGUAAAAUCCAGCCCAAGACCAGAAAAAUCUCCAUUAUACCUCCUCUGUAAUGUUAUCUCCAUCCAAACAGCUCAAUAAGCUGACUUACUUGAAUGUAAUGUUUCCUUCAUUAUCUCCAGACCUGAACAGUACAUCUUUUCCAGGUUAUCUGUAGCUAUAAUAUGCCAAACGGUGAUGAUCUCUACUAGCUCCUACUGUAGAGGGCUGAGGGGUGUCGCUGCUUUCUGAUGUGAUUAUUGACUUGAACAAAUGUUUUCUCGGUCACUGUUGAUUGGAACCACACUGUAAACAAACAACCAGGCUCACUUAUUUACUGUAAGCAGCAUCAGUGAAAGUCCCUCGGCCCCUGCAGUCAUUGUACAACUGCAGCCCACUCUGUUCUCACUCACUCUGAGGUCUUGUCACGCCACUUUUGUUGCACUUUUCCAUUAUGACUGUAGUUCACUCCGGUACAUUUCAGUCAGCACGUGAAUCUCACUCCCUGCUGCUCCCUUUCGCAUCAUGUAACCCUCCAUUGUGUGAAAACUUUCCCGUGUGGUGGUCUCUCUUUCUCUGAUUAGGACAACAAACCAGAGCACGUAACGCUAGUCGCUUGUCGGUUUUUUCUGUCUAUUUGUACUUUGUCUUGUGUUUGUGUGUGUGUGUAUGUGUGUGUGUGUGUGUGUGUGUGUAUGUGAUGCAUGAUUAUUUUUAUCAGGUUAACAUCGGUCUGUGUUUGCAGCUGUCUGUCCCUCUUUGCUCAUCCUGCCUAGCUUUCAGUCUGGCUCAUGCGGUCCAAACCACAACCUAAUAUGUUUGCUAAAAUAGGCUGUAAUCAGGUUAGUGUUACUAGACAGUAAAGCUGCACUCUUCUCUUUAGCAAAUAAAGAGAAGAGUAUUGCACUGUAGAUUAACCCUGUUUGCCCAAAUGACAUUCUGAUGUAGUUUAUGGACACCUGAAAAACAGCGUAAUAAACACUCCACUACACCUCUAUAGUAGAUUGUUUAGAAUAAAACCUCGUCCAGCUCAGACGUCAUGUUAACAUAGUGUCUCAGUGUUUUACAGCUGCCCCUCACUUUCAUCUGGAGCUGCCAGUGUGUGAAAUUGCCUCAUGUAGCUGUAAUGGGAGAUGACAGGGUGUGUUUGUCUUUGAACUGAAUGUUUUUCCAGGUUGAGGUUUGGUCCUCCAUAGCAUGAGAAGGCCUCCUGUCUUCUUACACAAAGUAACGCACAAUCUAGUGUCCAGACGCCUGGACUCUAGCACUUUGUAGAAUUAGGGAAGUAGGUUUUAGGUGUGCUUUGCAUCAUUUAUCCUCCGCAAAUGUUUUACUCUUCAGCGUACAUCUUCGUUGUGUGUGACUCUAUAGGACUGACAUACAACUUGUACUACUCAUUAUCGAGACAUGAAUUUUGCGACAGUAGAAAGAUUUAGAUUCAAGAUCAUUCUUUUAUUAGAUUGGGUAAUGCCAUGAUGUACACAUAGCGUGCGUCACUGAAACAGCGCGGUUAUAUAUUUUUGUGGGCUUAGGGAUGUUUGAGGUCAUUGCUGCUUUGUUUUAUGUUGGAGUACUGCUGGUGUUUAGCUCAUCAUCAUGCAGAAGGUCUAUAAAUCUCUUCCUUCUUCUGUUGCAGAAGUAACAGCGCUUUUGAUUUAUAAUUACAGUUGCUGAGGUAAAUCCCUAUGUACUCAAAAGUCACUGAGUUUGGUCUUGUGCGUAAAUGAUGUGAUAUAUAGCUGCACUUUGUAUAGGGGUGUGUACAUAACUAAUAAAUCAUAAAUAUAUAUAUAUAUAUAAAUAAAUAAAGAGAGAGAACAAGAGACAUGCUGUAUGCUGCCCAUCUAAACGAGAGCUGUUAACUCUUGAAACAAAAUUUAAUGUAUUGUCCCGAUUCUGUCGUCAUUAUUAAAGUGAAUCUCCAUUAAUCUAAUGGUUUCACAAACCAGUUGACACAUGGAUUUUGGGUCUUGACAGUGAGAAAAGGGACUUGUUAUUUUUAGAAAGGUGACUCAUGAAGGUUUUGUUUAGUUUUCUUAAUUUUUAGUUCUGUGUUCAAAUAGUUUUAAGGGACAGAGAUGAUUUGAAACAGCAGGAGCCUUUGUUUUAAAGACUUUUUGGAUAUCAACGACUCCUUAUAGGGUUUGCUGUUCAUACACUCAACUGCGAAACACUUUGAGAAUCAUCACAAAAACGGUUUCAUGUCCCCGUUACACUCAUCACCUACGUGGUUAAACACUCCACGUCAGUUUGUCAGAAUAACUGCCAAAGAUGCCUAAUGAAAAUAUAUGGAUGUUGAUGAUGAACAGAAGUUGUGGUUGUUCAUGAGACGUUGCUGUGUGUGGCCCGUUUUUAUGUGAAUUACGAAAAAUAUCACCAUGUCCAUAAUCGUCUGAAUAUGUACAGGGUGUUUUUUUUCCCCACCGAAUGGAUCAGAUUUCAUGUGUAUUGUGAACCAUCUUCAAAAUACUGAUUGAUUUUAAUUACCUCUUUCAGCACAUUUUAAAUUGCCGCUUGUGAUGCAUUUUGCUUCUACUGUGAUGUAAGAUAAGGAUUUGUUGUUCACUGGUUCAGGUCUUUGAGUUUUAAAAGUACCACUGUAAAGUGACAAAUCAAAUGAUGUUAUUCAUGAAGGCAUUGUGUGCUAGCAUGCCCAUUGUGUCAUUUUGUACUCAGGUGUGCUUCGUUUGGUCAGGCUUCCUCUGAUGUGUUUGAAAUCAAUUCUUCAACAUGCUUCAUUUGUUCAGAUGAAAAUGAAAUAUGAACAGAUGUUAUUUCGUAGUGAUGAUUCCCCUCACACUCCUGUGUUCAAAUUCAACUUGAUUUUAUAAAAGUAGAUGAUUUAAAAUGCUUGCAGUUUUAUAGCUUGCAAGAUCUUGACAUCUUUACAUUAUAAAUGGUUAAUUAAUAAAGAUAAAAUUCUGAAGUGGC
This is a messenger RNA of Thunnus maccoyii (southern bluefin tuna), 6106 nucleotides long. Its product is annotated as aconitate hydratase, mitochondrial-like. Gene Ontology annotation, biological process: tricarboxylic acid cycle. Gene Ontology annotation, molecular function: 4 iron, 4 sulfur cluster binding; aconitate hydratase activity. Lineage: Eukaryota; Metazoa; Chordata; Actinopteri; Scombriformes; Scombridae. Gene Ontology annotation, cellular component: cytosol; mitochondrion. The transcript has 18 exons. Bases 58 to 2403 code for a protein of 781 amino acids. The record is from RefSeq and is a predicted model, not a curated record.